UCUCAUCUAUCCAAGCUCUUCACACUCCACCACAAAUCCACAGGCUGACAAUCGUUGCUCCCAAGAAGAUCAUAUCUGCCUAAAAACUGACAAAACAUGCAUAUUUGGCUAGACUUUUAGGUAGGGAUAAGAAGUACUAAAAGAAUAAGCAAGUGGGGUUGGUCUUAGAAUUGAGAGGAAAAGCAAAAAUGGGUAGGCAAGAAGGAGAAGAAGUGGUGGAGAAAAUUGAGGGAAAACAAGAAGUUGUGGUUGUGAAUCCAAAACCCAAUAAUGGAUUCACUGCAAAGUUGAUAGAUUGGGUGGAAAAAGCGGUGGUGAAGUUGAUGUAUGAUUCGAAACAGCCUCUUCAUUAUCUGAGUGGGAACUUUGCUCCCGUUGAUGAAACUCCUCCUUGUAAGGACCUUCUUGUUAAGGGUCAUCUACCGGAAUGCCUCGAUGGCGAGUUUGUAAGGGUUGGUCCCAAUCCUAAGUUUUCUCCUGUGGCUGGAUACCAUUGGUUUGACGGAGAUGGAAUGAUUCAUGGUAUACGCAUAAAAGAUGGAAAAGCAACAUAUGUCUCCCGGUACGUGAAGACAUCAAGGCUUAAACAAGAAGAAUAUUUUGGGGGAUCUAAGUUCAUGAAGGUUGGGGAUCUCAAGGGGCUGUACGGAUUGUUCAUGGUUAAUAUGCAAAUUCUUAGAGCAAAGCUAAAAGUUUUGGAUAUCACUUAUGGAAUUGGAACAGCAAAUACAGCUCUAAUCUAUCACCAUGGGAAGCUCCUGGCACUUCAAGAGGCUGAUAAACCAUAUGUGCUUAGGGUCUUAGAAGAUGGAGAUCUACAAACUCUAGGCCUGCUGGAUUACGACAAAAGACUGACACAUUCCUUUACUGCUCAUCCAAAGGUUGACCCAUUUACCGGUGAGAUGUUCACAUUUGGGUAUUCACACACACCACCAUAUAUCACAUACAGAGUAAUAUCCAAGGAGGGAGUAAUGGAUGAUCCUGUGCCAAUUACAAUAUCAGACCCAAUCAUGAUGCACGAUUUUGCCAUCACCGAAAACUAUGCAAUUUUCAUGGAUCUCCCAUUGUACUUCAGACCGAAGGAAAUGGUGAAAGAUAAAAAGCUAAUAUUCACAUUUGAUCCAACUAAGAAGGCUCGUUUUGGUGUUCUUCCACGGUACUCAAAGAAUGAUGCCUUGAUUAAAUGGUUUGAGCUGCCAAAUUGCUUUAUAUUCCAUAAUGCCAAUGCAUGGGAGGAAGGGGAUGAGGUUAUUCUUAUCACUUGCCGUCUGCAGAACCCAGACCUGGACAUGGUUAGCGGCAUUGUGAAAAAGAAGCUUGAAAACUUUUCAAAUGAGCUGUAUGAAAUGCGAUUUAACCUGAAAACUGGUCUUGCUUCACAGAAGAAACUAUCAGAGUCUGCAGUAGAUUUUCCAAGGGUGAAUGAGAGCUACACUGGAAGGAAACAACAAUAUGUAUAUGGGACCAUAUUGGACAGCAUUGCCAAGGUCACAGGGAUUGCCAAAUUUGAUUUGCAUGCUGAACCAGAGACUGGCAAAACAAAAAUUGAAGUUGGUGGUAAUGUUCAAGGUGUCUUUGACCUAGGACCAGGAAGGUUUGGUUCGGAGGCUAUCUUUGUUCCACGCCAGCCUGGUAUUACAUCUGAAGAGGAUGAUGGCUACUUGAUAUUCUUCGUACAUGAUGAAUCGACUGGAAAGUCAGCUGUAAAUGUGAUUGAUGCAAAAACAAUGUCAGCUGAUCCUGUUGCUGUUGUUGAAUUACCUAAUAGAGUUCCAUACGGGUUCCAUGCUUUCUUCGUGACAGAGGAACAACUUGAAGAACAAGCAAAACUUUGAGAACAACGAGAUGAACACUAUGAGAUUGCUACAUACCCGAGAGGUGGAAGCAUAUGCUGGACCAUGUCCUAGAGAGUAAAUGGUUGCAUGUUAUCACAUGCCAAAAUGAUUGUAAACACUAAACAGAGUAAUUGUAACUCUACAAUUCUAUCCGUUUAGUAAUAUAUUCAUAUGAUCAUAACUUCAGAUAUAUA
Coffea eugenioides is the source of this 2029-nucleotide messenger RNA. Its product is annotated as carotenoid 9,10(9',10')-cleavage dioxygenase. NCBI's taxonomy places the organism in Eukaryota, Viridiplantae, Streptophyta, Magnoliopsida, Gentianales, Rubiaceae. The transcript has 14 exons. Gene Ontology annotation, cellular component: chloroplast stroma. The record is from RefSeq and is a predicted model, not a curated record. The coding region runs from base 189 to 1835 and encodes 548 amino acids. Gene Ontology annotation, molecular function: carotenoid dioxygenase activity. Gene Ontology annotation, biological process: carotene catabolic process.